UAAUAACAACAUUAGGAUUGAGAAUUGCUUAACACUUAAAUUAUCAUAUAAAAAUCAAAAUUCUACAUAUUAACUAAUCAAUCAAAAUGAAGCGAAAACCAAAAUUUAAGGAUGCGCUCGACUAUAUUUACAUCUCCGACGACAGCGACUCCAACACUUUCCUCAUAUCCAGCAAUGGCAGAGGUGGUAGCCUUGCGAACGCAAUUAGCGCUACGGCAACAACAGUCGUGACUCUCGCAAGCGCCGUCAUAAUUGACAAAACAACUGCCUCGGACAACUACAAUGGCGUUGCGGUGGACAUGGGCUCAAUGCUCCUCAAUAAUACAUUGGAAGAUAAUAACACAAGCUUCUUCGGCGAAAAUGUCAACGGAAGUGACCUUAUGGCAAAUUCCACUGAAACUGAUACGAGCAGCGAUGACCUGGCGAAUUUAUUGAAAAUGGCAGUAACAUCAGUGGUAUUGGGCCUGAUGAUACUCAUUACUAUUAUUGGUAAGUAA
Molecule: messenger RNA, 497 nt
Organism: Teleopsis dalmanni
Lineage: Eukaryota; Metazoa; Arthropoda; Insecta; Diptera; Diopsidae
Product: 5-hydroxytryptamine receptor 2A-like
Exons: 2
Coding region: 87-497 (136 amino acids)
Source: RefSeq, a predicted model, not a curated record